AAUUUUUUUUUUUUUUGUGGUGGUGUUUUAAAGAAUGAUUUAGUGUUAAAAUGUUACGGGAAUACCAGAUACACAGCAGAAUCAUGCAUCAAAGGUUUUGUGUUUUUUUUUUUCUUUUUUUUUGUAUUUUGUUUUAUUAAAACUGCAAAACCCCAACAGUUAAUUUGAUCAACACAGACGCCUUCCGCGCUCAUAAAACGGUCAGCCUGUACUUUUUGACGGUUACGGUUCUGUUACAUUUAUGGCAGUGCGGCGACUGAGUAUACAGUAGCAGUGUGGAGUGGGCGGUGGAGCACGACAGUGGGCCUUUUCUCUUGCGUCAUUGUUGUCUAAUGCCCUUUAGUCCUUAAACUGGUUGGAACCUGCUGUAAGGGAGGAGCUCCUCCUGCCUUUAGCUUUGUACUUGUCCCUUUCCUUCUGCUUCUUUACUCUUGAUCUUCAACAGGAACUUUUUUUUUUUUUUAAGGACAUAGCCCAAGAUGUGAUUUAACUCACGUAACAAUUGCAAUCGCUUUCGCUCGGCCAUGCGGACGCCAGUCGCUAUCACGUGUGAGGCCAUUUCCUACCCUUUCAGGAGCUUAAUUGAGUCUCUUAAUGAUAGGGCCUGUCAGCCUCGUGUCUUCCUGUCACGAUGCCUGAUGAGUCAUCAGUUAACCACCCGAGAGUCAGCGUUCGUCCACGCCAUCGCCUCGGCCGGCGUGGCCUUUGCGGUGACGCGGGCCUGCGCCGACGGCUCCGCCACCAUCUGUGGCUGCGACACGCGUCACAAAGGGCCCCCCGGCGAGGGCUGGAAGUGGGGCGGCUGCAGCGAAGAUGUGGAUUUCGGUGGUAUGGUGUCCCGGGAGUUCGCCGACGCGAGGGAGAACCGUCCUGACGCGCGCUCGGCCAUGAAUCGCCAUAACAACGAAGCGGGACGGAUGUCUCUAAACGACAACAUUUUUCUGAAGUGUAAGUGCCACGGGCUGUCGGGCAGCUGCGAGGUGAAGACGUGCUGGUGGUCUCAGCCGGACUUCAGGGUCAUCGGUGACUACAUGAAGGACAAGUACGAUAGCGCCUCGGAGAUGGUGGUGGAGAAGCACAAGGAGUCGCGCGGCUGGGUGGAGACCCUGCGGCCCAGGUACAACUACUUCAAGCCCCCCACCGAGCGCGACCUGGUGUACUACGAGGGCUCGCCCAACUUCUGCGACCCCAACGCCGAGACGGGCUCGUUCGGCACCCGCGACCGCAUCUGCAACCUGACGUCGCACGGCAUCGACGGCUGCGACCUGCUUUGCUGCGGUCGCGGGCACAACACCCGGACGGAGAGGCGCAAAGAGAAGUGCCACUGCAUUUUCCACUGGUGCUGCUACGUCAGCUGUCAGGAGUGCGUCAAGGUCUACGAUGUGCACACCUGCAAAUAACACCCGCUUCUCCGUCUUGAAGCUUCAGACUUUGGACCGGACCCGCCGUCCGUCCGUGGGGUCCGGUGCCGGGACCUGACGAGCUGUUCUCGGAGGCCUGAGGAGUCGGCCCCCAUCUUCCGGAAGGCUUCUCGAGGAGAAUGUCAUGAGCUGUCGUGAUGCUGUUGAUGACAACCAGUUUUUCAUGGUGACCCGCAAAUGACCGUUUGGUAAAUGUCAAACACCACAUUGGUGUUUUUAUUUUAUUAUUUUUUAAUGUUGUCUUUGUCUUUUGUGUAGUUUAACUGAGAAGAUUACUACUUGGCGGUACAGCGAAUGAGCGGUUAGCACCUCGGCCUCGCAGUUCUGAUGUUCGGGGCUUUUUUAUUCUUUGCGUGGGUUUUCUCUGUGUACUCUGGCUCCCUGCCAGAUUCUGCCAACAUACAUUUUAGGUUUAUUAAAGACUCGGAAUUGUCCGUAGGCGAAAAUUUGA
Syngnathoides biaculeatus (alligator pipefish) is the source of this 1872-nucleotide messenger RNA. It is a transcript of the gene wnt3a, whose product is annotated as wingless-type MMTV integration site family, member 3A. Gene Ontology annotation, molecular function: cytokine activity; frizzled binding. Gene Ontology annotation, cellular component: extracellular region. The record is from RefSeq and is a predicted model, not a curated record. Gene Ontology annotation, biological process: cell fate commitment; canonical Wnt signaling pathway; neuron differentiation. The transcript is spliced from 3 exons. NCBI's taxonomy places the organism in Eukaryota, Metazoa, Chordata, Actinopteri, Syngnathiformes, Syngnathidae. The coding region runs from base 525 to 1400 and encodes 291 amino acids.